Messenger RNA from Oikopleura dioica, 639 nucleotides. The record is from the annotation of a GenBank genome assembly. Lineage: Eukaryota; Metazoa; Chordata; Appendicularia; Copelata; Oikopleuridae.
AUGGCAGGGGCCAGUAAGGCACGCAAGAGUUCGCACAAAAAGGCGAAGACAGCUCUUGCUGUUCGAAACGCGGUCAUCGAGUCGCAACCGAAGCCCAAGAAAGCGCCGAGAAAGAAAAAGGUCGCCCGCGCAGACAGCGGUAGCGACAAAGAGAACGAUGAGGUGUUGGAACGAGCACCGGAGAACUUCGACGAAAACACCCCUUGGGAAGUCGAGGGCUUCGGCGGCAUCUACCUCUGCUGGGGAAAGAGACGCCAGCGAGAUGCGGAUGGCUCGGUCAAGAUUAAAUUCUAUUUGAAACCAGAUACCGAGCACCGCAUCUGGGUCAAGUGGACCGUGGCCUUCAAUGAUGGCAUUCGCUGGUCUGCUGAGAAGCAAGAAAUGCUUGAUGGAGUCAGCAAGAAAGAAAUCAAGCAAAUUCUUGCUAAAAAAGAAGCAUGGCCGUUACCAAGCUCCGCUGACGGCUUGAAAAGCGGCUGGAAAGAGCGAAAAUUGAUCUGCAUGAAUGCGGGCAUCACUGAGUGGACGCCCAAAGUGCACGAAGGCAAAUGGCAGAUCAUCAAUCCUGAGAUGCCAGUCACUCAGUCGGAGAUCGACGACACCGACGAGGAGACCGAUGACGAGGAUUCGAGCUCCUAA